AGACUUUCCCACUUCCGCUAGGCGCUAGAGAGAGAUCAUCUGCUGCAUGCAUUCAGGGGGAGAGAGCAAAGCCCACGGCGACGCGGCGAUGAGCAGCACCACCGCCGGCACCUACCCGGCGGAGAGCGUCAGCUCCUGCCACCCUCCCACGCCACCUCCUCCCCCUUAUCCGGCGUCGGCGUCGGCCAUCCACGGCGGCGCCCCACUGAGGCGGCGGUUCGACUUCGCCGACGCCAGCUCCGGCGGCGACCCUGAGGAGGAGGAGGAAGAGGAGGAGGAGGAGGACGACGACGACGACGACUUCAUCCGCGUAGUGGAAUACAUUGAGCGGGCCCAGCCGUGCGUCUGCGGGCGCGGCCGCUGCGCCGUGGAGCGGGACGAGCAGCGCGGCCGGUGGGUGUACGUCUGCCCGUCGCAGCCGAAGUGCAACUAUGUUUCCGUGUGUGAAGAAGUAGGUCUUGAUCCUCGAUCACAACCUGCUGUUAGGAGCCAUCCUAGUCCAAGCAAUAAUUGCGUGAUCAGCAUCUCAAGCAAUCAUGUAGCUGAACCUCGAACACCAAUUAAUAAUGUUAAUCUCCGAGGUGCUGGUGCCACGACUCCAAAUAUUAUCAGCCCCCAGGCUACUAUUUAUAUUCCUAAAACUCCACUUAAUUCCACCUUCCAAAGUGCUGGUACUUCAACUCCACUUCAUGUUAGUCCAAAAGGUCCAAGUGCUACAGCUGUGGUUAAAAUUAGUUCCCAAGGGGCUGGAUCUAAUGAUAAGCCAAUCUGCAAGUGUAACGCAGGGAAGUGUAUAGUAUUGAGAAAGGGCAGUGAAGACUACUAUGUAUGUCCUAUACCCAAGGGAUUAGGCGCAUGCAGUUACAUGGCACCUGUAGUAGCUGUUAAUGAACCAACAGAAACUGGAACAAGUGGGGACAAGCAUUUGAAGGACAAUCUUGUUGAGAAGGAAGAUAAUGGAAACAAUCUAGAUGAAGCACAAGACAACAAUGCAAGUGGAUCAGUCAAUCCUCCUCAACCUGAUGAGAAAGAAGUUCAUGGAAACAAUUUAGUUGAAGCACAAGACAACAGUGCAAAUGGAUCAGUCAAUUCUCAAUCUGAUGAUGAAUGGCCAUUUGAAGUCGUCGAUAAUGAAAUUGUGCUCACAGCCCAAACAACGACCAGUGCUGAAGUUCGUCAGGCAUCACCAAGUAUGAAGUGUGAAACGACUGCCAUGGCAGAAGCACCCACAGCACCCGUGCCACCUUAUGAUACCAGCAGUCCCAUUAAUCCACGCUCAGAAAACCGUGUGUCCCCAACUGGGAGGAUAUUAGAAGCAUGGGGUGAACUGAUGAUCUCAUGCUGCUCUGGGCUAUGUCCCCCAUAAGCAGUCAGGGCUCCUGCUUGCUGACCGUAAUCAGCUUUGGCAUGGUAGUGAAAUAUACAAUAUAGAGGAGCUUUGUUAUGGUGGUUGGAAAGUACUCAACCUGGUUCGCAAUAUGUUUGGGCCCAUUACCUGCUUAGUUAAUAGCUUAAUGUAGGUUAUAAUUCAUAAUAUCAUUGUACGUAUAUGUCUAUGAAUGGUACCUUUCAAGAACGGAGCUUAUUGAGGACAGAUUAAUUAUAGGAUGUAUCCUUGAAUCCCUGCCUGUUCGCUUGGCCGAACGUUAGUUUAGUACUGUGGUGUUGAACUGUUAAACAGAGUGCUUUCUGGAGUAUUUAUCCGGCUUUUCUGCAAGAGAAAAGGUUUUUCCAA
Sorghum bicolor (sorghum) is the source of this 1735-nucleotide messenger RNA. RefSeq lists its product as uncharacterized. The record is from RefSeq and is a predicted model, not a curated record. Lineage: Eukaryota; Viridiplantae; Streptophyta; Magnoliopsida; Poales; Poaceae. The transcript has 3 exons. Bases 47 to 1366 code for a protein of 439 amino acids.